This is a messenger RNA of Blumeria graminis f. sp. triticale, 1302 nucleotides long. NCBI's taxonomy places the organism in Eukaryota, Fungi, Ascomycota, Leotiomycetes, Helotiales, Erysiphaceae. The record is from the annotation of a GenBank genome assembly.
AUGAUAGAAAGCGCAGAAGCCGGGUCCGGCUAUCCUCACGGCCAUCUAGGUCACCUUACAACCGAACAAGAAUUGGCUCUGGCAGGAUUCAAGCUACUUUGCAAAGAAAAAGGCUACUACGAGCCCUUGUCGCCCUCGUCUUCAGCAUCUCACGAUGAUGCUACUCUUCUUCGAUUCUUACGCGCCCGACGCUUCGAAAUUGCUUCAGCUGUGGAACAGUUCAUUGCUGAUGUCGAUUGGCGAAAGCUAAACUCCGUUUGCGAAAUUUAUGAAACAAUUGAUCUCCAACACUAUGAGGAAGCCCGCCGUAUUUACCCACAAUGGACUGGUCGAUGCGACCGUCGUGGAAUCCCUGUCUAUCUUUUCGAGGUGAAACACUUGACUUCACAAACUAUGGCAGAUUACGAGAAUUCAUCAAAGAAAACAUCUACAACUGCUCAAACAGACAACAAAACUUCAUCGAAGAUACUGCGCUUGUUUGCACUUUAUGAAAACCUCACAAGGUUCACCAUGCCACUCUGCACCACAGCUACCGAUCGACCUUAUCCUGACACGCCGAUUACACAGAGUAGUAAUAUUGUAGAUAUUUCUGGCUUAGGGCUUAGGCAGUUUUGGAAUCUGCGCGAACACAUGCUGAACGCAUCCACACUGGCCACAGCUCAUUACCCUGAAACAUUGGACCGUAUCUUUAUAAUUGGUGCACCCAGCUUUUUUCCAACUGUUUGGAGUUGGAUCAAGAAAUGGUUUGACGUAAACACGACUUCCAAAAUUUUCAUAAUAGGCGCAGCAGAAACCCAACAAACUCUUGAAGGUUUCAUUGAGCCUCAAAAUCUACCCAAAAAAUACGGCGGUGAGCUAGAAUUUCAUUACGGUGACUUACCGAAACUACAUGCAAAUAUGGAGGAAAACAUCAGUUGGGAGGGCGAUUAUUCCAGCUUCCCAGGAGGCCCAAUGUAUUGGGUCGAAAAUGAUGAGACUUUAGUAGCGUAUGCCGCUGGUAGUUCUUCGGGGGCUGUGCGUAACGGGAAAAUUUGUACAAUCCGGAAGACUGUAAAGACCCAGUCAGAAAAAACGACCCAUCUUGGUAACAGCUUAAGUACAGCUCGUUCAAAAGCUUAUAUGGAUGCAAAAGAAAUAGCAUCCUUGAGUUCAGAGAAGGCUUUACUUGCAACCAGCAAUGAUGAAACUUGUGACCUAAAGCUCUUAGCUACCAAGCCUGAAAUAGAAAUACCAGACCUUGUCAUGCCCGAUGUUUUAAAAAAUAACAUAACAUCUGGCGAAAUAAGUAAUAAGCAGCAAUGA